Molecule: messenger RNA, 1912 nt
Organism: Salvia splendens (bonfire salvia)
Lineage: Eukaryota; Viridiplantae; Streptophyta; Magnoliopsida; Lamiales; Lamiaceae
Product: trans-cinnamate:CoA ligase, peroxisomal
Exons: 3
Coding region: 102-1802 (566 amino acids)
Source: RefSeq, a predicted model, not a curated record
UAUAACCUCCAAAAAUAUCUCUUUUUUUGACUAUCUUGUUCUCUCUCGUACAAAUCUCAACUUUCCAAAAUCACCAUCUAUCAAAGAAGAGAAAGAAAGGAAUGGAUAAACUACCAAUAUGUGAUGCAAAUUAUGUAGCUCUUACUCCCCUCACCUUCUUGAAGAGAGCUGCAGCCGUUUAUUCGGAUCGUGCAUCGGUCGUAUACCGCAACGUCCGUUUCACAUGGGGCGAGACCUACGAACGGUGCUGCCGCCUCGCCUCCUCCCUCAUCUCGCUCAAUAUUGUGAACAAUGACGUUGUAUCCGUGUUGGCGCCGAAUAUUCCGGCACUAUACGAGAUGCAUUUCUCCGUGCCAAUGGCCGGCGCGGUGCUCAACGCGAUCAACACGAGGCUUGAUGCCAAAACCAUCGCCACGAUCCUCAAGCAUUCCGAAGCCAAGAUUUUCUUCAUUGAUUAUGAGUUCGUGCAAGUAGGGCGGGAUGCGCUGAAGCUUCUGAUGGCCAGCCUACAGCCGGCGGAGGUGGCGUCGAUGCCGUUGGUGGUGGUUAUCGACGACAUUGACAGCCCGACAGGGAUCCGCUUUGGCGAGCUGGAAUACGAGGCGCUGGUGUCGCAGGGGAAUCCGAAAUUCGUGCCAGAGGAGAUCGCGGAAGAGUUGAGCCCAAUCGCGCUGAAUUACACCUCCGGAACGACGUCGUCGCCAAAGGGAGUAGUGUACAGCCACCGCGGCGCGUACCUGAGCACCCUCAGCCUCAUCCUCGGCUGGGGAAUGCAGACAGAGCCGGUGUACAUGUGGUCCCUACCGAUGUUCCACUGCAACGGCUGGACUUUUACGUGGGGUGUGGCGGCGCGCGGCGGCACCAACGUCUGCAUCCGAUCCACCACCGCCGCUGAGAUGUACGGCGCCAUCUCCGCCCACGGCGUCACGCACAUGUGCUGCGCGCCCAUCGUCUUCAACAUCCUACUAGACGCUGAGCCGCGCCGCCUCUCCGCUCCGGUGGAGAUCCUGACCGGCGGCGCGCCGCCGCCGCCGGCUCUCCUGGAGAGGAUCGAGAGCCUGGGAUUCCAUGUGGUGCACGCGUACGGGCUGACGGAGGCGACGGGGCCAGCGCUGGUGUGCGAGUGGCAGAAGAAAUGGGACCCUCUCUCGGGCGAGGAGAAGGCGGCGCUGAAGGCGAGGCAAGGGGUCAGCAUACUGACCCUUGCUGACGUGGAAGUCAAAGAUCCGACUACAAUGAAAAGCGUUGCGCGCGAUGGCAAGGCCAUGGGUGAGAUCGUGCUGCGUGGGAGCAGCAUCAUGAAAGGGUAUCUCAAGGACGAGAAGGCCACGUCAGCAGCUUUCCGCAACGGGUGGUUCUUCACAGGAGACGUUGGGGUAAUACACACCGACGGCUACGUGGAGAUCAAGGAUAGGUCAAAGGACGUGAUCAUCUCUGGUGGGGAGAACAUCAGCAGUGUGGAGGUGGAGGGGGCGCUAUACAAGCACAAUGACGUGGUGGAGGCGGCUGUGGUGGCGAUGCCGCACCCCAAAUGGGGAGAGAGCCCCUGCGCUUUUGUCAAAUUGAGGGACUCCGCCGCCGUCAAGGAGGCCGAGAUCAUCCAGCAUUGCCGAAAUAACCUGCCGCAUUUCAUGGUGCCCAAAGCAGUGCAGUUUAUGGAUGAAUUGCCCAAGACUACGACGGGGAAGAUUCAGAAGUUUCAGCUCAGGGCUAUGGCGAAAACGAUACCGGCUCAGACGGAGAAGAGGAAGUCACCAGUACACGAUCAUCAGGAGCAACUUCUUGCUUUGUCUCGUCUCUGAUGAUCAAGUUGAAGAUUAUAUUUUUGUGAAGUUUAGAUACAAGAUCAAGUUAUACGGUUAAGUUAUGGAUGUCUUGUAUCUGUAAUAAGAUAUGUUGGAAUCGUUGCGGU